Macaca mulatta (Rhesus monkey) is the source of this 554-nucleotide messenger RNA. RefSeq names its product elongin B (gene ELOB). Gene Ontology annotation, molecular function: protein binding. The record is from RefSeq and is a predicted model, not a curated record. Lineage: Eukaryota; Metazoa; Chordata; Mammalia; Primates; Cercopithecidae. Gene Ontology annotation, biological process: transcription elongation by RNA polymerase II. Gene Ontology annotation, cellular component: VCB complex; elongin complex.
UGGCGGCGGCUGCGGGGUGACACGGGGCGGGGCAGCGCCGGGGAAGGCGGGGCGGCGCGGGGCAUGCCGGGCCACGCGCGGGCUGCCGGGAACGGGGCGGAGCGCGGCCGCGCCGGCGCGUCGAGGGGAGAGGCAGCCGCCGCGAUGGACGUGUUCCUUAUGAUCCGGCGCCACAAGACCACCAUCUUCACGGACGCCAAGGAGUCCAGCACGGUGUUCGAGCUGAAGCGCAUCGUCGAGGGCAUCCUCAAGCGGCCUCCUGACGAGCAGCGGCUGUACAAGGAUGACCAACUCUUGGAUGAUGGCAAGACCCUGGGCGAGUGUGGCUUCACCAGUCAAACAGCACGGCCACAGGCCCCAGCCACAGUGGGGCUGGCCUUCCGGGCAGAUGACACCUUUGAGGCCCUGUGCAUCGAGCCGUUCUCCAGCCCACCUGAGCUGCCCGAUGUGAUGAAGCCCCAGGACUCGGGAAGCAGUGCCAAUGAACAAGCCGUGCAGUGAGGACCCCCAAGAGGCCCAUUCCCCCCAAUAAAAGAGAUUUGGGAGUCUUCCUA